Molecule: messenger RNA, 1347 nt
Organism: Bombus terrestris (buff-tailed bumblebee)
Lineage: Eukaryota; Metazoa; Arthropoda; Insecta; Hymenoptera; Apidae
Exons: 2
Coding region: 10-1071 (353 amino acids)
Source: RefSeq, a predicted model, not a curated record
UCCGAAGUGAUGAUCCUUGGAAACGUGAAGAAACGAUUGGAAGAAGACUAUGAUGAUUAUUUUUCGCUUCACGAUGACGAUCUUUUUCACGAUGCAGAGGAUUCAAAUGAUAUUUUAGAAAUAGAUCAACCUUCUGCAGAAGUUACUAUGAAUCACUAUGAUUACUAUCGAUACACGUUACAUAAUAUUUACCCCAACGAACCGAAAUCUAUGCUGGUGACAGCGUCGGCAACGAAGCACCAAAAAACGAAGCAAGAAUUGACAGGACAGUCGGUACAAACCUCCCGAAACUGUACGUCUUUCAUUCACAAAUUCCGUUUCGCAAAUUCGAGCUUGAAUUGCAAUCGCAGUUCGUUAAGAGAGCAAGAAUGCAGUCCUAGCUCGUCGAUCGAGUAUUGCUCCGCUAGGGACGUUUCUUUAUCAAAGUUGCAAUCGUCCCACGACAAUUGUUUUUCAAACGACGUUUCGUUCAAAGACGACAACAUGUUACAAGACACUAGGGAAUUUUUCGAUCGCAUCCCAGUGGAUUCCUACACUGUGUGCUGUUACCAACGGAACUCAACGCCAAACUUUUCAAAUUCGUCUAAAUUGAUCACCGAAUCUCUAGAUUUUGAAACCUUAACUGAUUGUUCACGUGAUCAGUUUCGAAUUACGUCGAACGAACGACCUAACGAGGAAAGCGAGAAGAAGGUUAGAGAGGAGUGGAGAGGUUAUGUGAGAAAAAUGGAUUUGCUGCCUACUUACGAUUUUGACACGGACAGCAGUUAUUCGGAUGAAUCGCUUAAUCGAAGGAUCGAUGUUGUGAUAAAAGAGUUCACGGAGAAUCUGAUUCUAAGCGAGAGAAAGGCGAAGACGAAAUUGAGGAAGAUGAAAAAUUCUACGAGACACAGGCAGACGAGUAAACGACGGAAGAAUAGGCAACAAGCACAGAGGGUAACAGGAUGCAUUUCAAAACGAAGCUCUACCAGCAAAUUCGAAUCUUCUCCGCAGCAGAACGACGAUGAUUGGGUCAUAAGUAGUUCCACGCCACCCUUGUUCUCCUUCUCUGAUUCUGAAAUCGAUCAUUUAUAAUUUUCUAAGAAAUCGGAACAAGUAUCACGCCUUAAAGCACAAUUUGAAGAUACGAAAUUACCGACCUCUAAUUAUUUCAACUAGUUUCGUUGAGUCGCAGAACUUGUUACUAACCAGAGUUAGUAUUCUAGAUUAGUAUAGAACAUUAGUAAAAGCUUCUUAUCAUAAAGAUUUUUACUCUAAACCGCAGAUUUUUAUGCAUUUAUGAGAAGUUCGAAAGUAAAAAAAUACGCAGAAUGUAAACAGUUUACAAAGUAGUAUGAAAUAUUCAGAGUA